This is a messenger RNA of Grus americana (Whooping crane), 6291 nucleotides long. RefSeq names its product ATR interacting protein (gene ATRIP). Gene Ontology annotation, biological process: DNA repair; DNA damage checkpoint signaling. The record is from RefSeq and is a predicted model, not a curated record. Bases 90 to 2600 code for a protein of 836 amino acids. The transcript is spliced from 13 exons. NCBI's taxonomy places the organism in Eukaryota, Metazoa, Chordata, Aves, Gruiformes, Gruidae.
GUGCCUGGGCCGGGGGUCCGCCCGCGGGGCCGCUAGAGGUUGCGGUGCCCGGUGCGUCACCCCCGGGGAGGUGGCCGGCGCCCCCCGCCAUGGCGGCGCAGCCCCCGCUCGGGCCGCGGAAGCGGAGCGGCCCGGCGCUGUGCGGGGCGGGCUGGGGCGCGGCUCCCGCUCCGUCCCGCGGCGGGGCCCUGCAGAACGGCUUCCCGCCCCACAAGCGCCCCAAGAGCUCGGGGGCGGCUGGGCCCGACGAGGGGCCGGGGGACCCCUUCGGGGACAACGACGACUUCACGGCGGACGACCUGGAGGAGAUCGACAUCCUGGCUUCGCAGGCGCUGUCGCAGGAGGCUGCCGGCGCCGCCGCGCCCCGGGCGGGCUUCCCGAACCACGCGUGGGGCGCCUUCGGACCGAGCGGCGCCGAGCGGCAGGCGGGGCCGCCCCGCGGCAGCGACCCCGCUGCGGGGAGGAAGCCGAAAGGAAGCAGUACAGAAGAUAGUCUGAUGCGAGAUGCAUUCCAGUUUGAAGUACUGCAAACACAGCAUGAAGAAAUUAAACAGAAGCUGAAAAAAAUGCAGGAUGAAAUUCUUACUAAAAAUGGAGAAAUUAAAAUUUUGCGUGACUCAAUGCAGCAGAUGGAGUAUGCUAUGGAGGAACAGAAAAGAUCAUACAUGCUGUUGGAACAGCAAAAAUCUCAGACCUUAAGUGAAAAAGAAAAAGAGUUCUCCAAAAAGUUGCAGUCAUUACAGUCAGAGUUGCAGUUCAAAGAUGCAGAAAUGAAUGAAUUAAGAACGCGACUUCAGAACUGUGAAAGAAAUAAACACGUUACUCAGACGGUUUUAACGCCAAGUCCUAAAAAGAAUUUUGCAAUACAAAUGAAAUCAGAAGGAUGUUCUCCACAGCCUGGAAAACGAUCUUUUCCUACAAAGGAAUCCUUCAACGCUGAAACGUCCACUAAACCAUCGUGUUCUUCAGGAAAUCUGAUUGCCCCGACUACUUCAGUCAAAGAAGACAGUAAGAUAACCCAUCCUGAAGCUUUAUCCGUGAAGCGUGAAGCAAUGGGAAAAAAUGGUUCCUACAACUCUGCACAUAAACGAAACACACAAGGUUCUAUCUUACUAAACGCACUGAUGAAGCAGCCCAUUGUCCCUGGGUCAGUACUAGGGCUCUGCCAUCUUCUUAGCAGUAACUCUGAGCCGAUACCUGGAGCUGUACUGCAGCCUAACUAUUUGGAUACGAAGUCCACACAACUACCCAGCAGCAGGACAACUCAAGAAGAAAUCGCUCCUCUUGUAUCCCUGCGAGAAGCUCAAAAACUUGCAAUAACAGGCUUGAACUUGAUUGCUAUGGAUGAAGGAUUACCUGAAGGAAGCCCAACGGAAAGCCGGAGAGAGUUCUUGCACCUCACACGCUGCAAGAUCCGAGGCGCCGUGCAUCUCUUGCCCUUGGUAGAACACCAUAUUGGUACAUACUGUCAAGCGGUACAAUUGGCGGACAAGUCUGUAAAUGGUUCUUGUGGAAAUCAUUCAGCUGUUUCUUCCGGAACCAACACAAAUAUGGUGUCAAGUAAGGAGGACUUCAGGUUGUCUCUUGAAGAAACUACAGUUAUAUCACUGGGUAUUCUUUACUAUUUGGCGUUUUAUAGCUGGGAUGUUGUCCACACAUUACUGUCUACUGAAGUGGAAAAAAGUCCUGCUGUUGGAGAUGAACAGAUUUCCAAGAUGGACAAAAAUGUGUUGUGUGAUAAUCAGUGUGGUAAUAAAGAAGAUACGAGGACACAAGAAGGGCUGCCUGUAGCUCCACAGGAUGCUCCCAAUAACGAUCGAGCUCAACAUUCUUUGUUUAAAAAGCUGCUUCAGGUUUUAGCUUUUUCUGCUGCAAGAGGCUCCCAGACUAAUAGUAUACUGAACCAAAGCCUAAAAGUUUUGGUGAAAUUAGCUGAAAAUUCAACAAUGGACUUGCUAAUAAAUUUUCAGCACUUGCUGAGUAGCCAGAUACUGCUGGGCUGUCUGUGUGCAGAGACCCCUUCGCCUGCUGUCCUUUUGACCGUGAGACUGUUAUCUAUUCUUGCUCAACACCACAUGUUGGUUGCUCAACUUUGUUCUCAUUCAGACACCUGCCUUCUUCUUGCACUGUACAUGUAUAUUACAUCAAGACCAGAUAAAUCAGCAUCUGAAAUGCUUUGGCUUCAGCUGGAACAAGAGACAGUCAGACUCCUGACAAGGUGUAUGCGGUGUUCCAGUCCAUCGGUUUUAUUACCUGGUACAAACUGCCAAUGUAACCUUGAGGUGGUUAAAGCCCUAAUUAUAAUGUUACAUAGACAGUGGAUAAAGAUAAGAAGAUCUGAGAACAGCUUUUGUGCAUAUAAGGAACAAAUUAUUCAGUUUUUACGGGAUGCUGUUUUACUCCUACACAGCCUAUCUCAGAAAGAUAAACUGUUUCAUGAACACUGUUUGGAAGUUCUCCAUCAAUAUGACCAAGCCAUGCCAGGCAUAAGAGCCAUUCUAAAGAAGACUCAAAAAUUGAGUGCCUGUGAAGAGCUGAUUUUGGAUGAAUUGUAUCCUCCUGAGCCAGAAGCAGAAGACCAAGGAAUGGACUCCAGCUAGCUAACAUCUGGCAAAGAUCUCUGUCCUUCCUCAUCUAAAUCAUAAUAAUCAUUGCCAGUGUAAAUCUGAAAUUUAAAUAAUCUGUUUUAUUAAGUUAUAAUCUAAAAAUUGCACUCAAAUGCAGCACAACUAAGACACAUUUCUUUGUUGUGAUUAUUUAAGUGCCAUCUAAAUAUAGCUGAAAGCAAAGAAAUGUUGAUGUAAGAAUUAUACUGCAAUGUCCUGUUUUGCUGUGCAAAACAAUGCAGUGGCUUAUGAUUGGUUCUGUUUAUGAAUUUCAUCCUUUAUGAAAUUGCUGUGAAUGGAAAUUUCAAUAUUGUGUUCUCUGUUUCACUGUGACUACAGCUGAAUUUAUGAUGCUGAAUGCGCUGAGAUACGUUUGGGAUCACUGAGUUCAUAUGAAUGUCUUUUGAACAUAUUUGUUUCUUUUGCAGCUGUAACACUUUCUUGCUUGACUUCCAAAAUUUUCAUGUUGAUAUUAGUAAACAGUUUACUGUGAUUUUAAGAACCUUUCUAGAAAUAACUUACAGGUAGCAGUUCAGUUCAAAGCUCUGUAAUGAUCACCUGAGUUCACUCAUGUUUCUCAAUUUCAUGAAUCUGCUCAAAGUGUAACUAUUGACAUGCAAAACCAAAAAAUACUAGAACUUCUUUUUUAGAAAAAGUUACCUUAGAGUAAGAUGGUAGAGGAGAGCAUUCUGUCUUACUAGGUGAGGGGAGGAUAUUUAAAUGUGUACAGAAUGACCAUUUAUUUGGUUGUAGUAUCUGAAGGUGAAUGAGCGUCUCAUUCUUAGGAUACAGCAUUGAAGAUGGGAGGAAGACCUGUUGCUAUACCCUUUCAAGUAUGAUUAUCAACUGUCAUAAUCAGCUGCAGGUAUCAGCUGAACCUUACACCCUAAAAAGCAAAGUGUGAGUGCUACUAAAAUGAGCCUACAGGUUUGUGUUUUUAAAUAAUUUGGAAAGCUUCUUUCAUUUUUUUUUGACAGAUACUUGAUUCAGAACAAGCCUGGCUCCUGGGACCAGGAGGACGAGACACAGUACUACAGUGGGAAGGAAGCCCUUGGAAAAUUGGGAAACAUGCAGUUCUCUGGUCAUAACCUAAAGAGGCUGUGUCCUGCCCUGGUGUGCCUGGGCAAAGAGCCCACUCCAAGUGUGCUGAACAAGUUAUUGACUUGGCUUUUGCUUUUGAAGAGAACUUUCCCAGAAACCGCUAUGCAGUAAUAGCCAAUGUAAUAAUUUCCCUAGGGCCAAAGCUCCUAGGUACAAAGCUUCACUCCUUCCCACAACACAGCCUACAGCUAAGCUUCCUCUCUUUGCCAGCUGUUGCUCAGAGCUCCACCAGGCAUGGCCUCUUCAUUUCUGUAAAGCACAAGCUGCCAACCAUUCCUCUCAGUAACAGGUUGCAAGUCCCUUGUAGCAUCUGGAGAACUGCCAUUUUCCUGCUUAAAUGCAGCAAGGAAGGAUGCACAGGCACAUUAACUGCAAAGCCUUCUUCCAUGGUAACUACCCUAGAACUGCCACCAGGGUGCAGGAGUUUUAGCGUGACAAAACCAUUUGACUUUUUCACUUUAAAAUAAAAAACCCCAAAAAGCCUGCCAAAAACCCAAACCAAGACAGCACUUCCUGGCCUAUAGUAUUAGAGAGAAGAGCUUGAGAGUGUCAGGUAAAAGGUCCUUCCUUACUCAAAGCCAAAAUAAACAUUAAGAUAAUUCUUUAAGAACAACCCCAAAUGCAGUAUCUGGCAGCUAGCCUGCUAUGAGUGGCAAACAGAGCUGUCUUAACAGGUGAUAGUCACAACUAACCCAAAAUGCAGUGACCUACUAUCACUUUUCAACUGCUCUAUGCUGUUCUCACCACCUAAUUUCUCUAAACAUAAUUUAUAGAAACAUAGUUUAUACAGAUAAGAUGCAUUUAAACCCCUUCGUUGGGUAAACAGACCAAAUGAACUGUUAAGAGGACAAAAACCAGUUAAGAAAUCACAAGUUGUUGAAGCAAUCCAAAGUUUUAAGAACUGGUUUAAAAAAUUCCUGGCCUCAGCUAAAGGGUGCAUGUAUUGCAGCGUGGUAAAAGGGAGAAGUGUAUUGCUCCUAAGUUUUACAUAAAACAGAAGUGUUCUGUGGAAAAAAAUGCUAGUAACACACCCCUAACUCCUCCUGGCACUGCAUCCCCUCCCAUCCACCUACUCUAACAGACAAAACCCUAACCUGUACCUCAACACUCUGGUUUCUUCCAACUUUUGACUUUGUCUAUAGCCUGGGCUCUACCACUUUAAGCAAACCCAAAGCCCUACACCUUCACCAGUAGAAAUGAUAGUAACAUCAUGGUAUUAUGAAAUUAAACUGUAGCUUUUAAAAAUGAAGGCAUUUUUUGUAACUGAAAAGCUCACACUCUUAAGGAAAAAUGAGGCUGCACUCCUAAAGGGAAGAGGCAGACAUAGGUAUACUUACAGAACUGGCAUAAUUCAUUGUCAUUUACAGCAACCAAUCUUUUGUCAGGAUUACUGCCAGACUGUACUGAACUUCAGUAACUCAUCCCAUUUUACAUUCUCUUGGAAUUAAAGAGAUCCAAUCAUGUAUGCAACAGCUGAUCAUCCCCUGAAAAAACCUGAAGCAUUUUUACAGAUUACAGCGCUACUGGUUUACUAUCUUCAUGACCAAAGAAUAACAGAAGUCAGGCUGUUCUCAUCAGACACGCCCUGAAGAAUUCACAGCAUAGCAGCUCUUUUUUCAAGGCCAGUUCGCAUUUUCCCAACGUGCUAUAGAUAAGCUGUGCCUCUAUUAACUGAGAAAAGGAGUUUACUCUGGCAUCAAGCACAAUCACAGGACUGAAUAAUGAAGUAUUGAGCAACAACAAACCCCACUAGUCAUGUUCCAUACGUGAUUAUCGCAUUCCUCAGUCAGCAGCCGCCACCACCCAUCUGUUUUCUUGCCCACGGGGACGGCAACUAGAGCUUCCCCUUUGCUGAAAGCUGAGCUAACUAUAGCUGCCUUUUUCCUCCUCGAUGAGCUGUGCAGAGCUGACAGGACUAAAGCUAUGCAGGAGCUGGAUGAAAAAAGCGAUCGCCUCUACUAGCUUACUCAUUACUCAGGCAACUUUAUGCAAAAAAGGAGGAUGAUAGCCUGGCUGACUUGUAUUUUAAGAUCUACUGACACCACCCCUUGAACAGUCGCAGCGCAGGAGGAGGCAUUGCAUUGCUAAGCAUCUUCCUGUGGUGAUUCAAGGACCUGAGGUACUGCAGGGAUUCAAAACACAGAGCAGUUUAUUUCUACUAAAGCUGUGUACAGAGAUAAAGUAAAUUCCAGCCCCCAUCAAAGCAAACUUCCACAGACAAACAACUGGUUUGUGUCAUGUCAGGCCUCAAAAUACAUUUUUAUAAAUCAAGCCAUAAUAGGUGAAGAUGGCAAAUACAAAAUACCUCAUCAUGUAGCACGCAACAUCUGAGCUCAUUUUAUUCAUAUUAAUCCCACUAGUGUGAACUACUGCUUAAGAAAGUUUAGCCUGUGCUAGACUAUUAGAACACUGCAUUAUUUUAACCACUGAAUAAUGUUUUUAUGUUACAGUCAGUAAUAUUAAUUACUUACGGUUCUGUUAAGGUCAAAUGCAGCAGUUCCCAUCUGCCUGUGUAAAGAUUGUAUUAUCUGCUGUGAAUGUAAUAGCAAAUGCAAACUUAGAUUUACAGUGUAAAUUGUUAAAA